UGCAAUGACCAGAAUGUUCUUACUUAGCUGACAUUUUUAAUAGGUCAUUUGCGAUUCUUGAGGUUUAGUAGAAUAUAGAUGAAGAAGCAGCUGAAGCCCAAUUUGGUAAUAUCACUCUCUUUUUCAUCUUCCUCUCUUUCCCGCCAACACAAACCGUCACUGUUCCAUUUUCAUACCAGAGCCCACCUCGUUGAAAAGCUCCAAACUUGUAAGGAUUUAACCUCUGCAAAUUCGACCCACUCCAACGUAGUCAAAUCCGGUUUGUCAAAUGACACUUUUACCAUCAACCAUCUUAUUAGCUGCUAUCUGAGGCUUUUUAGAAUCGACCAUGCACGAAAACUGUUCGAUGGAAUGCUUCACCGUAAUGUAGUAUCAUGGACUUCGCUUAUGGCUGGUUAUGUCAGCCAGGGUCAACCCAAUAUGGCACUUUGGCUCUUCCAUCAGAUGCAGGGAACCUUAGUUCUGCCCAACGAAUUUACAUUUGCCACUCUCAUCAAUGCAUGUUCUAUCCUUGCCAACCAUGAGAUUGGAAGAAGAAUUCAUGGUCUUGUUGAGGUUUUGGGUUUUGGGUCCAAUCUUGUUGUGCGUUCUUCCCUCAUUGAUAUGUAUGGGAAAUGCAACCAUGUUGAUGAGGCUCGGCUGAUUUUUUACUCCAUGUGUGUAAGGAAUGUGGUUUCUUGGACUUCCAUGAUCACCACGUAUUCUCAGAAUGCACAAGGUCACCAUGCUCUACAACUCUUUAGGGAAUUCAUUCAUUUGAGGUUAGACAAACCUAAUCAUUUCAUGUUGUGCAGCGCAAUCACUGCUUGUGCAAGUUUGGGAAGCCUAGGUUCGGGGAAAAUCACUCAUGGGAUGGUCAUCCGUCUUGGGCAUGAUGCAAAUGAUGUCAUUGAUAGUGCACUUGUGGACAUGUAUGCCAAAUGUGGUUGUGUUAAUUAUUCUUACAAAGUCUUUAGGAGAGUCCAAAAUCCUUCAGUGAUUCCCUAUACUUCAAUGAUUGUGGGUGCUGCAAAGUAUGGACUUGGGACAUUGUCUCUACAACUAUUUCAAGAAAUGAUUGAUAGAGGAAUAAAACCCAAUGAUAUCACCUUUGUUGGGGUCUUACAUGCUUGCAGCCAUUCAGGGCUUGUAGAUAAAGGACUUGAGCUCCUUAACUCUAUGAAUGGGAAAUAUGGGGUGAUGCCCGAUGCAAAGCAUUAUACAUGCAUUGCAGAUAUGCUAGGUCGAGUUGGGCGUGUUGAAGAAGCAUACCAGUUAGCAAAAUCAGUUCAAGUUGAACUCCAGGGAUAUGCCUUGUUGUGGGGGACACUUCUUUCAGCUAGUAGACUUCAUGGUAGAGUAGACAUUGCCCUUGAAGCUAGCAAUCGGCUAAUAGAAUCAAACCAACAAGUAGCGGGUGCAUAUGUUAUAUUGUCCAAUACAUAUGCAUUGGCAGGGGAUUGGGAAAAUGCUCAUAAUCUACGAUCUGAAAUGAAGCGCACUGGAGUUAGCAAGCAACCUGGCAGCAGUUGGAUUGAGAUAAAGGAAUCAACUUAUUUGUUCCAUGCUGGAGAUGUCUCUAAAUGUACUCAAGGGAGGGAGAUACUGAGUUUGCUAAGGGAAUUGGAAGAGAGAAUGAAGGAAAAAGGUUAUGUAGGAGGGACUACAGGGUUGGUGUUUGUUGAUGUGGAAGAGGAGGCCAAAGAGGAAAUUCUGAGUUUGCACAGUGAGAAACUUGCCUUGGCGUUUGGAUUAAUAAACACACCUAAAGGAGUUACGAUCAGAAUAAUGAAGAACUUGAGAAUGUGCAGGGAUUGUCAUGAGACCUUCAAGCUGAUUAGUAAUAUUGUAGAGAGAGACUUCAUUGUGAGAGAUGUGAAUAGAUUUCAUCAUUUCAAAGAUGGAUUAUGCACUUGCGGAGAUUUUUGGUAA
This is a messenger RNA of Gastrolobium bilobum, 1911 nucleotides long. Its product is annotated as pentatricopeptide repeat-containing protein At4g15720. The transcript has a single exon. Gene Ontology annotation, molecular function: zinc ion binding; RNA binding; protein binding. Bases 79 to 1911 code for a protein of 610 amino acids. The record is from RefSeq and is a predicted model, not a curated record. Gene Ontology annotation, biological process: RNA modification. Lineage: Eukaryota; Viridiplantae; Streptophyta; Magnoliopsida; Fabales; Fabaceae.